Messenger RNA from Echinops telfairi (small Madagascar hedgehog), 1218 nucleotides. RefSeq names its product PRAME family member 12-like. Gene Ontology annotation, cellular component: cytoplasm. The record is from RefSeq and is a predicted model, not a curated record. The transcript has a single exon. NCBI's taxonomy places the organism in Eukaryota, Metazoa, Chordata, Mammalia, Afrosoricida, Tenrecidae. The annotation marks the transcript as partial.
CUUGAUGUCCUGCUUGCCCGGAGGGCCACUCCACAAAGAUGGAAGCUGAAAGUGCUGGAUUUACAGGUGAACGCUGACCGCACCUUCUGGGACGUGUGGUUGGGGACUCACGCGGAUGAGACCUCCUCAGAGGCCACGCAGCCCGGGACUCAGACCCAGAACGGGCACCCUGCGAGGCCAGGCGAGACGUUUGCAUCCUUGGCCGCCCCGGUGGCGGUGGUGUUUCCCAACCUGUGUUUUCAGAAGACGGACCAAGAUGAGCUCCUCAACUUCCUCACGGAGCGGGUCACGCAGGGAAAGGACCUGCCGCACCUGUGCUGCACGAAGCUGGAAUUUGGGAGGCCUGUGCCCCACCACCCCAUCGUGAUGGAGAGGAUCCUGAAAAUGGUGCAGCUGGACGCUGUCCAGGAGGUGGAAGUGACUUGCAAAUGGGACCUGGACUACCUCAACUGGUUCGCUCCGUACCUGGCCCAGAUGGGUCACCUGCAGAGCCUCCGUCUCUCUGGGAUCAGGCUGGGCUGCAGGUGGUUCAGCAGCAAGGACGAGGUGGACGAGCAGCUUGCCCGGCUCACCUCUCAGCUCUCCCGGCUGCGUUCCCUCCAGCACCUCAUCCUGAGGGGCAUCACCUUUUGCCACGACCACCUCUACAAGCUGCUCAGAGGCUUGCCAACCCCACUGGUGUCCCUUGGGAUAGUGGAUGGCUUGCUUUACUUCUCUGACCUGACACACCUGUCCUUGUGUCCCUGCCUCCAUCAACUCCGGUUCUUGGACCUGCAUGGGGUCUGCAAGGUUGGCUUAGAUCAUUCCUUCCUCCACCUUUUGAUAGAGAGCACCUCAGCCACGCUGACCCACCUGGACUUAGGCGACUGUAACAUCAAGGACCGCGACCUCAAGGCCCUGCAGCUCGCUCUGGGCCACUGCUCUCAGCUCAGAACCUUGCUGUUGUGUGGAAACCCCAUCUCCACGGUUGCCCUGCAGGGCCUGCUGCACCACACCUUCCCUCUGUGCAAGCUCUCCCUUGUGGAGCUCCCUGUCCCUCCGCAUUGCUAUGUGGGCCCAGCACACUUUCUGCACCUGAACCGUCUUGUCCGGGCGAUGGACCAGCUGAGGCUGACCCUGCCGGUGCACAAGGUCCACUCCCUCAACUUUGCACACAGUCCUGACAGCCGUGCCUACGAUGCGAUCCUCCUACAUCUAGACAAUGGACGGACGUCAUGA